CCCUUUCCUCCCUCCUUCCUCCCCUUCAUAUAUAACCACCCCCUUCAACCCAUCUCCAAUCUUUCCUUCUUCUCCUCCUCUCCUUCUCUUAGUUUUCAAACAUGCCUGCUUGGUGGAGCAAAAAGUCAAGCAAAAGUAAUCACAAAGAACAGAGCCCGAGUCCGACCCGGAACCCGACUUCAACGACAGCUACUCACAGCUUCUAUAAGGUAUCGAGCAGAGAAAAAAACGAUAGUAGAAGCAAGAAGAGCGAGCCCAACAGGCCCAGGAGCUUCGAUGACGGGUAUGUGGUGAGGAAUUCGCCGCGUGAGAGCAGGGAUUUGAGUGGAAAUAAAGCCGGGUCGUCCGGGUUUUCGGGUUUUGAAUCGGAUUCAUCCGGGUUGAAAGGACACCCUUUGCCGACACCUUCGGGUUCCAUGCAGAGUGAUCACGGAGUUGGGCUGGCGUCCGGGUCGGGUUCAGUCUCGAGUGUCAGUUCAUCCGGGUCUUCUGAAGAUCAUCAUGUUAUUGGAAGUGAUCAGGGUCAAUUUGGUGGUGGUUAUAGGUCAUGUGGUGAUCCAAGGUUUCAUGGUGAUGGUAAGUUCAACUUGAUGCCGAGAAGUCCAGGUCCUGGGUCAAGAGGGCCGACAAGCCCCACGUCGCCUCUGCUUGCACGGUUGUCGGGUGUGAGUAUUGAGUCUCCUACAGAUGGAAAAUCUCAAUGUCAUCGGCUGCCUCUUCCCCCAGGUUCUCCUACUAGCCCUUCUGCUUUGCCUAGCUCAAGAGCAAGUGGAGCGAUUGAAAAUACUCUGUCUAAAUGGAAGAAAGGAAAGCUUUUAGGAAGGGGGACUUUUGGCCAUGUUUACCUUGGAUUUAAUAGUGAAAGUGGGCAGAUGUGUGCGAUAAAAGAAGUUCGGGUUAUUUCUGAUGACCAGUCAUCUAAAGAAUCUCUUAAGCAACUAAACCAGGAGAUAAACUUGCUCAGUCAGCUUUCACAUCCAAACAUAGUUCGAUAUUAUGGAAGUGAAUUGGCUGAUGAAACACUCUCAGUUUAUUUGGAAUAUGUCUCUGGUGGCUCAAUCCACAAAUUGCUUCAAGAAUAUGGUCCCUUUAGGGAACCUGUUAUUCAAACUUAUACCCGACAGAUUCUUUUAGGACUUGCCUACUUACAUGCAAGAAAUACAGUGCACAGGGACAUUAAAGGGGCAAACAUCUUAGUAGAUCCUCAUGGUGAAAUUAAGUUGGCAGACUUCGGCAUGGCCAAGCAUAUAACUGCUUGUUCUUCAAUGCUUUCUUUCAAGGGAAGUCCUUAUUGGAUGGCGCCAGAGGUUGUAAUGAAUACGAAUGGCUACAGUCUCACUGUGGAUAUAUGGAGCUUGGGAUGUACAAUUCUUGAAAUGGCAACGUCAAAACCACCUUGGAGCCAAUAUGAAGGGGUGGCUGCAAUUUUUAAAAUUGGAAACAGCAAAGAUAUUCCUGAAAUUCCUGAUCACCUUUCUAGUGAUGCCAAAAGCUUUAUAAGGCAAUGCUUGCAACGUGACCCUUCAGCACGCCCUACAGCUGCCCAAUUGCUCGAUCAUCCAUUUGUUCGUGACCCGACAUCUGCAAGAGCUUCUAACAACAACUUAGCCAAGGAUUCAUUUCCUUUUGCAUUUGAUGGAAGCCGCACACCGCCCGUCUUAGAUCUUCAUCCCAUUCCCACGCGAAAAAGUAUCACCUUAUGCGAUGCAGAUUUCAUAUUAAAUCCACUGGUCACAACUUCGAGAGCUGUCAAUAAUCCAAGGGAAAACAUACGAAUGAUCACCUCUUUGCCUGUGUCGCCUAGUUCAAGUCCCUUGCGUCAACACGGACCAGCACACAAGAGUUGUUUUCUUUCCCCUCCUCACCCAACUUACACCACCGCAGUAGGACCAAGCAGCUACAGCAUAGGUGACUACUCAGGUUAUCCGGUGAGAUCAAACCCGAGAUACAUUAGCAACCCUUGGCUCGAUUCCUCUGUAUUAAAAGCACAAACACCAGGUGCAUCCCCAAGAACUAGACCCAUUUGAGUGAGUGUAAAUACCAAAGAAACAAGUGUCUUUCCAAGUCAGUCUCCCCUCAAAUUGCACACUGUAGUGAAAAGGUCUUAGUAUUUUAUGCAUCUUGAGCCAACCCAAUCAAUGUCUAGCAUUUUCCCACCUUUGGAUUCAUUGCAAGUUGGGAAACUUUUGAUGAUGCGUGGGGAGACUUUGAGUCCCUUGAUUUUGUAACAAUAUCAUCUUGAUUAUUGUAAAUGGAAGGUGGUCAAUGUAUUUGUAACAUUUAUGUUGUAUACAAGUUCAUGGGUUAUAUGGCAUAAGAUAAAAGAUCACUGCUUAUACAAGUUGUAAA
Molecule: messenger RNA, 2349 nt
Organism: Pistacia vera
Lineage: Eukaryota; Viridiplantae; Streptophyta; Magnoliopsida; Sapindales; Anacardiaceae
Product: mitogen-activated protein kinase kinase kinase 3
Exons: 11
Coding region: 102-2027 (641 amino acids)
Biological process (GO): protein phosphorylation
Molecular function (GO): ATP binding; protein kinase activity
Source: RefSeq, a predicted model, not a curated record